Juglans microcarpa x Juglans regia is the source of this 2399-nucleotide messenger RNA. Its product is annotated as probable inorganic phosphate transporter 1-7. Gene Ontology annotation, cellular component: membrane. The coding region runs from base 164 to 1735 and encodes 523 amino acids. The transcript has 2 exons. Gene Ontology annotation, molecular function: phosphate transmembrane transporter activity. NCBI's taxonomy places the organism in Eukaryota, Viridiplantae, Streptophyta, Magnoliopsida, Fagales, Juglandaceae. Gene Ontology annotation, biological process: phosphate ion transport; transmembrane transport. The record is from RefSeq and is a predicted model, not a curated record.
CACAAAUCUCUUCACUGUCCAUUGUCAUCCCUGUCUGUCUCUCACAGACAACACGACAGGCUAAAUCAGCUCCAACAGAUAGCAGAGAAAAGUUAAGAGCUUGUCCGCGAAGGAGAGAGGUUGAGCAAAAGACAAGGCAGAUUCGAAAGUGAGGCAGCCAACCAUGGCCAAACAGCAGUUGAAGGUGCUGAAUGCGCUUGAUGUUGCCCAAACGCAAUGUUACCAUUUUACUGCAAUUAUCAUUGCUGGAAUGGGGUUCUUCACGGAUGCAUAUGAUCUAUUCUGCAUAUCCCUUGUCACCAAAUUGCUUGGCCGCAUCUACUACCAUGUUGAUGGGGCAGCAAAGCCCGGCACAUUGCCUCCCAAUGUAUCAGCUGCGGUUAAUGGUGUAGCACUCUGUGGAACACUCGCAGGCCAACUCUUCUUUGGAUGGCUUGGUGACAAGAUGGGCCGAAAGAAAGUCUAUGGCUUGACAUUGAUGCUCAUGUUCUUUUGCUCCAUUGCUUCUGGUCUUUCCUUUGGUCAUAACGCAAAAGCUGUCAUGAGCACUCUUUGUUUCUUUCGGUUUUGGCUUGGUUUUGGCAUAGGGGGUGACUACCCACUUUCUGCAACCAUUAUGUCUGAAUAUGCUAAUAAGAAGACUCGUGGAGCCUUCAUUGCAGCAGUGUUUGCCAUGCAAGGGUUUGGCAUUUUGGGUGGUGGUAUAUUUGCCAUUGCCAUGUCUUCCAUAUUCCAGGCCAAGUUUGGUGCUCCUACAUAUGAAGUUGAUCCAGUUGCCUCCACUGUCCCACAAGCAGAUUAUCUGUGGCGAAUUAUUCUAAUGGUCGGUGCACUUCCCGCUGCGCUCACAUACUACUGGCGCUUAAAGAUGCCCGAAACUGCUCGCUACACAGCCCUUGUUGCCAAGAAUACAAAACAGGCUGCAUCUGAUAUGUCAAAGGUUCUGCAGGUUGACAUUGAAGCAGAACCGCAAUCGAAUGAGCAGCCAAAAGCUGGAUUUGGGUUGUUCUCUAAAGAGUUUGCUCGUCGCCAUGGACUCCACUUGCUUGGAACAACAAGCACAUGGUUCUUGCUUGACAUUGCAUUUUACAGCCAAAAUCUAUUCCAAAAGGAUAUCUUCAGUGCAAUUGGAUGGAUUCCUCCAGCAAAGACCAUGAAUGCCAUCGAGGAGGUCUUUAGAAUCGCAAGGGCACAAACACUAAUUGCUAUGUGCAGUACUGUGCCAGGCUACUGGUUUACAGUGGCUUUCAUUGACAGGAUUGGAAGGUUUGCCAUCCAACUGAUGGGUUUCUUCUUCAUGACAGUGUUUAUGUUUGCCCUGGCUUUUCCUUACAACCACUGGACUCACAAGGAUAACCGCAUUGGGUUUGUGGUUAUGUAUUCCCUCACUUUCUUCUUUGCAAAUUUCGGGCCUAACGCAACCACAUUUGUCGUGCCAGCUGAGAUUUUUCCAGCCAGAUUACGGUCUACUUGCCAUGGCAUAUCUGCAGCAUCAGGAAAGCUUGGAGCCAUGGUGGGUGCAUUUGGUUUCUUGUAUUUGGCUCAGAACCAGGACAAGGCCAAGGCAGAUGCAGGGUACCCAGCAGGCAUUGGGGUGAAGAACUCACUCAUUGUGUUGGGUGUGAUCAACCUCUUGGGCUUGCUGUUUACUUUUCUAGUGCCCGAAUCAAAGGGUAAAUCAUUGGAGGAGAUGUCAGGUGAGAACGAGGGUGAAAAUGGAGCAGGAACAGAAUAAGAGCAGCCAGAAGUUCACAAUAAAAUGGCCAUUUGGGUCAUCUAUUUUUUUCUUCAGAAAUUUUGAAUCAUGUUGUAGUUUGUACGUUUGAUUAAAGAGAUUGAUUAUUUUUCCUGUGUUGUGAUAUUUAUUAAAAUUAUCUUACUUGCAUUCUUCUCCCUCCUCAACUCGGUAGAAAGUAAUUCCUUUCUACAAAGUAAUGACCUUUCUCUAGAAUCAUAACAAAGAAUCAUUUUAUCAUGUUUUUUUAUCCAAUAAACUGUCCGACCUUGUUUUGCUCUCCGACCAUUGGACACUCAACAAUAUAAAUUAACCUUCGAACAGCAGUAGGCUUGGCUUGUUCGAGAUAUUUUGAGCAUGCUCUGGCAAAAGCACGUUUGCAGGCUUCUUCCUGGCUAACAAGUAACCAUUCUGCAUAAUACUAACAUUCAGGUGAGAUAACAACAACAAACGAUAGUAUGGAAUAUAACUUCUUGAAGAAAAUUUGUCUGAGAAAUUAAAGGGAAAAUGUGAAAUGCAUAGCUGCAAAAAUAUUUAGGUUCCCGUGGGAGACUUUUCUACUCGGUUGGGACUUUGGUGUGUGCAUUUGGGUUCUUGUAUUUCUCUAAGAACCGGGUUAACACCAACGCAACGUGAGGAUUUUGCUCCUCCUGCUGGGGGAAAU